AUGACUAGUGGUCUCACACAAGGAUCGAUAUUGGGGCCUCAAGUGUUCACUGUAUUUAUUAUCAAAUCUGAUGAUGGGAUGAAAAGCCACGUACCCAAAUUUGCUGAUGAUACAAAGAUGAAUGCUAUUGUAAACAGUAUAGAUGGAAGCUGGCUUAAAGUUUGUGCUGAUCUAAUUCGUGGUGCCAAAGAGAAGAAUCUGAAGGUCAAGGGACCUGUUCGCAUGCCCACCAAGACUCUGCGUAUCACAACAAGAAAGACUCCAUGUGAUGAAGGUUCCAAAACCUGGGAUCGCUUCCAAAUGAGGAUCCACAAACGUCUAAUUGAUUUACACAGUCCAUCUGAAAUUGUGAAACAGAUCACCUCCAUCAGUAUCGAACCUGGUGUUGAAGUGGAGGUUACAAUUGCCGAUGCUUAAAUGUCUAUGGAAAUAAGUACAA
Molecule: messenger RNA, 439 nt
Organism: Carcharodon carcharias (great white shark)
Lineage: Eukaryota; Metazoa; Chordata; Chondrichthyes; Lamniformes; Lamnidae
Product: 40S ribosomal protein S20-like
Exons: 2
Coding region: 1-417 (138 amino acids)
Biological process (GO): translation
Cellular component (GO): ribosome; cytosolic small ribosomal subunit
Molecular function (GO): structural constituent of ribosome; RNA binding
Source: RefSeq, a predicted model, not a curated record